Molecule: messenger RNA, 3962 nt
Organism: Chiloscyllium plagiosum (whitespotted bambooshark)
Lineage: Eukaryota; Metazoa; Chordata; Chondrichthyes; Orectolobiformes; Hemiscylliidae
Gene: slc26a11
Product: solute carrier family 26 member 11
Biological process (GO): sulfate transmembrane transport
Cellular component (GO): membrane
Molecular function (GO): secondary active sulfate transmembrane transporter activity
Source: RefSeq, a predicted model, not a curated record
GGGGGUUUCUGACUGAUCCUCUGCCUCCUGUCCAAGUUUGGAAACUUCACAAAGAAAUCGUUUGGUUUUAACUCUUUUAAGACCACCUCAGCGUUCCGGGAGUUUUAAUUGAUACUUUAAAAGAUUAAAUGUGUUUUGUUUCCUUCUUAAAGAUGUGUGUGUAUCUUAUUAAUUUUGGCUUUCUUGUUGAUGUGAACAUGGUGACAAUGUGUCUUUGGAUGCUCGGAGGAGAUGGGGACCAAACUGGACAGCCGUGGACAGCGCUUGCCUGAAACGCCGAUUCUCCUGCUCCUCGGAUGCUGCCUGACCGGCUGUGCUUUUCCAGCACCACACGUCUAGACUCUAAUCUCCAGCAUCUGCAAUCCUCACUCUCUCCUAGCCACGGAGGUGACUAAGUUACCCUAGGGAUCUGGACACAGUCCGUGCCAGUGGGAAAAUCACUUCAGGAAGAAUAGGUGGAAACCGAGACUCCAGGCGGUGCCAAUAAAGUGCCCUGAUCACCCCGAGGUGACUGGAACACCAGCCAUGAGCUCUGUAGUUAGGAAAUUCUGCUCCUAUCACACUCUGAAGAAGAGACUCCCUAUCCUGCGUUGGCUGCCCCAGUAUAGCCUUCAGUGGCUGCGGAUGGAUUUACUGGCAGGGCUGACCGUGGGCCUGACUGUGGUGCCUCAGGGCUUGGCCUAUGCUGAGAUCGCUGGCCUCCCUGUUCAGUAUGGGCUCUAUUCGUCGUUUAUGGGCUGCUUUGUCUACUGCCUCCUGGGUACCUCGAAGGAUAUCACGCUGGGUCCGACUGCGAUCAUGUCCCUCCUGGUUGCUUCAUACGCCAACCAUGAUCCAGUUUAUGCGGUGUUGCUGGCAUUCCUUUGUGGCUGCAUUCAACUCGCUAUGGGCAUCCUGCAACUCGGCUUCCUGGUUGAUUUUAUUUCCUAUCCGGUCAUAAAGGGAUUCACCUCCUCUGCUGCUCUGACCAUUGGCUUUGGACAAGUGAAGAAUAUUCUUGGUCUCCGUGACAUUCCCCGUCAGUUCUUCCGGGAGGUCUACUUCACGUUCUACCACAUUGCGGAGACCAGGCUCGGUGACCUUGUGCUCGGCCUGAGCUCCCUCUUGCUGCUGAUUCUGUUGAAGAUGAUGAAGAACCACCUUCUGAAGCGAUCGCAUCCUCUGUCGCUGCUGGACAGGGUGUGUCACGCCAUUGUCCACUUCGCGGGCACAGCCCGCAAUGCUGUGGUGGUGAUAACAGCCAGUCUGAUUGCGUUCUGUUUCGAAAGUCAAAACCAACACGUGUUUACUCUGACUGGGAAGUCCACCCAAGGUCUCCCACCUUUCCGGCUCCCAACCUUUUCGGAUGCAGCAUCCAACAGGACUGUCAGCUUUUCCGAGAUGCUUCAGAAUUUUGGAGCAGGAUUGGCCGUGGUGCCCCUGGUUGGGUUUCUGGAAAGUAUCGCGAUUGCCAAAGCUUUUGCCAGUCAGAACAAUUACAGAAUUGAUCCAAAUCAGGAGCUCCUUGCAAUCGGUAGCGCAAACGUUCUGGGAUCUCUAGUUUCAUCUUAUCCCGUAACCGGGAGUUUCGGAAGGACCGCAGUAAAUUCUCAAACAGGUGUGUGCAGCCCUGCUGGUGGAAUAGUCACUGGAGUUAUCGUGCUGCUGUCUCUCGCCUUCCUGACCCCUCUCUUCUACUAUAUCCCCAAAGGAGCUCUGGCGGCUGUGGUUAUCUGUGCUGUGUCCGGUGUGUUUGACUUGAGGAUCGUUGCCACGCUGUGGAGGGUAAAGAAACUGGACCUACUCCCUUUCCUAGCGUCAUUCCUGGGUUGCUUUUGGGAAAUCCAGUAUGGAAUUCUGGCUGGAAUUGCUUUGUCUGGGAUAAUUCUGCUCUUUAACAUCGCCAGACCGGAGAUGAAGAUUUCUGAUUACAGUACAGUUGUGGUACAGUUCCAGAGUGGUCUGAAUUUCCCUGCUGUUGAAUAUGUCAGUGACCUGCUGUACAGGCGUGUGUUAGAGGCCUCCCCUCCACGCUGUGUGAUUCUUGACGGUCUCCAUGUCAGCAGCAUUGACUACACGACAGUGAACGGCCUGCGGGAGCUCAUCCAGACUUUCCAGCAGCACAACGUCUCUCUACUCUUCUCUAAUUUUCGGCCCAAGAUUCUGUCGAUACUGACUUCAGCAGAGAUCGAAGGAUUGAGAUAUUUUGAUAGCACUGAGACAGCGCUUGGUUAUUUACACGGAGAUGACCACACACACGAGCUGGAUGACAGUGAGAAACCGCUACUCAACCAGACUGAGAGACUGUACUCCUAGUCCUAAAGCACUACCUCUCUGCCAAGAACUUGCUGCUCCACAAACCGUUCAGUCUGAUUAAUGGUAAAAAUAAUACCAUUGGGUGAGACACUGUGCCCGCUUGGAUCACACAGUGACAACAGCUCCUCAAUGACAUAACUGACCCUGAAAGGUUUGGACCCCUCCAUUAAUGGCGAUUAGAUUUUUGAACAUCUUCCAAAAAUCUCUCGCUCAGUCUCUUCACGCUAGUGAUUUUUAUAUUUUCCUAUUUUAAAUGUUAACCAAUUGAUUUGUCUGAACCCCAGUGUAAUUUUAUAAUUAUCAUGGUGUUUAGCAUUUUUUUUUUUGACCAUUACUAGCUCUGCAUCCAGACUCCAGAGAUUGGAUAUUGAAGCCAAUAGAAGUGAAGCUGGGAAAAGGCACAGCAGGUCAGACAGCAUCUGAGGAGCAGGAUGUUUCAGGCCGAAACCCAUUGCAGCCUGAAGCGUUGACUUCCCUGCUCCUCGGAUGCUGUCUGACCCACUGUGCUUUUCCCAGCUUCACACACCUACUGACUCCGGCUUUCAGUAUCUGCAGCCCUUACUGCCUCCAUGCCUUUGGAUAUUGAAGGUUUGCUCUGGGGAGGCUGGUGGGAGGGAAACAUUGCAACAAGCAGCUACUGUUUAGUUAGAACAUGGGUCUGAGCCUCCACUCACUCUCUCAGUCAGAGCUCCCAGUCACUGAGCAUAGUGUGUGCAAUUCAACUGUGUGAAUCCUGGCCUCUUUCCAUUCCUAAUGAAGAGUUUAUACUCAAAACGUCAAUGCUUCUCAGAUGCUGCCUGAUCUGCGGUGCUUUUCCAGCAUCACACUUCUUGACUCUUUCUGUGCUGGAUCAGAGUGUAAAUUUCCUGUAUACUGCAAGAUUGUAGUGUCCAAAAUUAUUGCUGUUUGACUGAGGCAGUCCAAUUUAAUAGUUAAAUCACAUCGCUGCUCAAGCCAGCGUACGUUUGCACUCCUGGGUUUUGUUUCAUUAUUGCACGCUGGUUGUGAUCUCCACGCCCUGCCUCGCCCCUUAAAUAUAAAACUAAGUGGAGGUCCCUUGCAGGUUGCUGGGUAGGCCAUGUCCCACAGCGGCUGAGGAAUGAAUUAGUUGCCAGACACCGCAGUAACUGAGGGAUUCAUAGAAGUUACUUCAGCAGUUGUCACUCGAGGAAAGGGUCAUUGGUCAGACUGAGUGACCAUUUCGUGUCCCCCCCCCCCCCCGAGAGCCUGCUUUUCAGUCACACCUGAUCGACACUUCUACACUCUGUAAAUAUUUCUUUGUCCUGAGGGAAAUGUUGCGUCUAUUGUAAAUUGAGAAGCUUCACCAACUUGCUUUUUUUAAAAAAGGGAACUUUCCAGUUUUUAAUUGUUGAACAGUCGAAUUGUAAGGCUGUAGUCUGGGCAUUUAUCCAAUCUCUUUUUCUUAAAAAGCACACCGUCGGCGUGGAAGGUUUGUUGCAAUACGAUGAUUAUUUGAAUAAGGCCACAUUGAGCACCAAGUGGACACUCGUCAUCACUCAUGGGGCUUUGCUUUUAAGUACUGCUUGAAACAUUUUCCCUCCUCAGUAAAUGAUCUUCAGUUAAAAUGUGAGGCAGGUUCUCAGGCUCCAGUAACAACAGAUAUUUUAUCAUCACAGCUGACCAAACUACUUCUGAAAGUAUUCCUU